Molecule: messenger RNA, 1280 nt
Organism: Striga asiatica
Lineage: Eukaryota; Viridiplantae; Streptophyta; Magnoliopsida; Lamiales; Orobanchaceae
Source: the annotation of a GenBank genome assembly
AAAAAAGGGAAUUCGUGUUCUUCCAUGGAUGCUCUGGGUCUUUUGAAAAUUCGCGUCAUCCGAGGCAUCAAUCUUGCCGUUCGCGACACGAGGACAAGUGAUCCUUAUGUUGCUGUCGAAUGUGGCUCGCAGAGGGUGAAAACCGGAGUCGUGAAGGACAACUGCAACCCUGUCUGGAAUGAAGAGCUGACCAUUUACAUCAAGGACCUAAAUGCCCCCAUCACUAUCUCCGUGUAUGAUAAGGACACGUUUACCAAUGAUGAUAAUAUGGGAAAUGCAAAAAUCGACAUAAAGCCUUUAAUAGAGUGUGUGAAGAUGGGCUUGCAAAGUCUCCCGGAGGGGACCAAAGUCGAAAGAGUUCAGCCAAGCCAUGAAAACUGUUUGGUGGAUGAGAGCUGUGUGGUGUGGAACAAGGGCAAUAUGGUCCAGGACAUGAUUCUUAGGUUGAGGAAUGCCGAGUGUGGAGAAGUUCAGGUUCAAAUCGAGUGGCGCGAUCUUCCGGGUUGUAAAGGUCUUCAGGUUUAAGGAUGGCCAGGCUCAUAAAACAUCCUUAAUUAUACGAAUAAAGGAAUAAAUAAGAUGAUGGUCCUUUGUGGUGAUUGUUGAUAAAUGAGGCCUCUGUAUUGUUUGGUGGUGUUAGAAUUUGCUGGGUGUUUUUAAGGCUGUAACUGAGAAGGCAUUUUAGUGUGUUCUUCUGUUGUACAAUUGUGCAUUUUGUAUUAUGUUGAUAGCAAUUUGAAUACUGUAGCCAAAGGUUGGUUAACAUUGUUGAAAACCAUCCAAGGAGUAUUAACGAGCCCUCAAAUCUUUGAAAAGAGCUUCCAGUUGUAGUUGUAAUUGAGUGACACAAGUGGAUUUCUGAUAAACUCUUUGAUUUUAUUUGUAGGUGACUUGUUCUAUGUCAUCUUCUACCGUUCAUUCUAUUCUAUAUAUGGGUGGUAUCUUAUUGCCCAAGCUUGCCCGGAUGGGUUGCCCGAGUGCCCGGUUCUGUUAGGACACGUGGUUCAAUCCAUGUGUAGUUCUUAUCCUAAUAAUAUUCUUUUUUAUCUCUUAUCUUCAUUAUUAGAUGGUCUAAUCAUGCGACCAGCUUGGCUCCCGUCGAGCUAGAUUGUCUCCUCAUUGUGCCCAUGUACUGUCCUUCAGGUCGAUCCAUCGACCCGUAUAUCUCCAGGUCGAGCUUCGAGGCCAUGACCCUAACUCGAUCUAUUUGCGCAUCUCCUAGUUGGUGGAGUCAUUAUCAACCUAUGAUUCAGCGACCUGAUGGAGAAGAGAUUGUGUUG